Phytophthora nicotianae INRA-310 is the source of this 786-nucleotide messenger RNA. RefSeq lists its product as hypothetical. The record is from RefSeq and is a predicted model, not a curated record. Bases 1 to 786 code for a protein of 261 amino acids. The transcript has 2 exons. Gene Ontology annotation, molecular function: sugar transmembrane transporter activity. Gene Ontology annotation, cellular component: membrane. Lineage: Eukaryota; Oomycota; Peronosporomycetes; Peronosporales; Peronosporaceae. Gene Ontology annotation, biological process: carbohydrate transport.
AUGGGAGUCUGGGUGACUUUACUUCGAGUGGUGACAACAAUUGCCCAGUGUGGGAUGAUCCUGAGCCCCGGGCCUGACAUUAUCAAGGUCCACAAGAAUAAGACUACCGGUGAGAUGGCGGCACUCCCGCUGGUCUCAAUGGUCGUUAACAACUACCUAUGGACGGUGUACGCUUACAUGACCGACAGCAUUUUCCCGCUUUUGGUCACGCAACUGAUCGGCCAAACGGCUUCAAUUGUCUUUAUGGCAUUCUACUACCGCUGGGCUGUUGAUCGCCGCGCUGUGAACAGACUGCUAGCAUAUGGCUUGGCCUUCUCUAUGGUCUUCACUAUAUAUGUUGUGCUUGGUGUCACUGGGGUUACAAACCAGACCUACGCUCAAGUGGGUACAACACUUGGUUACGUCGGUUUGGUGGUUAAUCUCUGGAUGUACGCGUCUCCUCUGGGCACCAUUCGGACCGUUAUAAAGACCAAGUCUGCCGCUUCGUUACCGAUCAAUAUCAGCGUUAUGAUGCUAUUCAACACGACACUGUGGGUUGCGCUGUCGAUCGUGGACAAUGACAAGAUCAUCAUGGCGUUGAAUAUCACGGGGAUUUUUCUGAGCAUCACUCAGAUCUCCGUGUACAUGCGCUACCGACCGAGCAAGACAAUCGCCGCUAAAGAAGAUGCGUCUGUACUGAUAGAUAAGCCCAUUUCACUUGUCAUCUCACCUACAAGCAGCAAUCAUGCUCUCAAGAGUCCAGCGUACCAGUCCAUGGCAUCUCCAAUAGAUAAAGUGCGAAUUUGA